Artibeus jamaicensis (Jamaican fruit-eating bat) is the source of this 6675-nucleotide messenger RNA. It is a transcript of the gene PHEX, whose product is annotated as phosphate regulating endopeptidase X-linked. Gene Ontology annotation, molecular function: metalloendopeptidase activity. Gene Ontology annotation, biological process: protein processing. The record is from RefSeq and is a predicted model, not a curated record. Bases 1178 to 3427 code for a protein of 749 amino acids. Lineage: Eukaryota; Metazoa; Chordata; Mammalia; Chiroptera; Phyllostomidae. The transcript has 22 exons. Gene Ontology annotation, cellular component: plasma membrane.
CUGUAAACCUACUUGUACCCGUCUCUGUAAUCAGAUUAUAAAAUGUUUAUCAUUUUGAAAGCAUUGGAAUAAUGGUUGCCCUUUCCCGGGAAGAAAGCAGAUUUUUAUGACUUAAAACUUUAGCUUAAUAAAAGAAAUGAAUGAUCCAGCCAUUAAUCAGUCUUUCCAAAGAAACCAACUGCCUUUGAAGUCAUUCUGGGGAAUCUGCUGAAAUGGGUACUUUAUGUAAACACAACAAUGUAGUGACCAAUCACUGUCUUCGUGGGACUAGAAGACGAAACACACGGGGGACACUUCUCAAUUCAUGCCGGGCACAAAAAUCUUUUACUGUAUUUUUCUUGGUUGCUAAUAUGCUUAAUUUGAAAACUUACCUGUCUUUUGUACAAUUCUUAGCACUGCAGACAGGUCUGGCUUUUUUCCUUCCUCCUUAAAAUAAAAAGUUCCAGUCCAAACCGUCAGCCUCUGUAGGUUGUCUUAAUUGCUACUUUGCACUACACUGGACUAUGACUCUGAUUUUUGGCACAUGCUGUCAUACACAAAGUUCCUAAAAUAAAAUGCUCCAGGAUAUCCCAGGAACUCUUAGAAGGCUUUAAAAAGGAACUUGCUCACUGAAAGAAUAUCUUUGAUGAAGACAAUUCAGGCAAGCAGAAUGAUUAUUGCAAAAAGAAUUACGUGAUUCCUUGCGAUCUGAAGUGGGUCCGGAGAAUCCUUGCCACCUAACUUAUCACGGUCAGGGGGCAUUUGAUGAGAAUCCAGUUUUGAUAAAGACAAUUGUUCUUUCCUCCCCAAGUGACUAUACAUUUAAAUAGCUAAAACAUCUGUUCAGCAACACAGUAAAACAUGUACACCCGGAACGCCUGAGAGAAGAGCCUGCCAAACAAUCGUUUGAGAGGGACUUUGCUGGGGGGGAGCACACCAAGAUAAAGCAACCAGUGUUUGUUUUGUCUGGUCAGGGGGAAAGCCAAGGCAACCAAUAUUUUGGGUUUCUUUUACUUCAUUUGUGAAGAACUAUUUGAGAAGGGGCGGCGAGGGGAUAUUUCCUGAUGGGACUUUUUAAAGCUGCCCAUUAGUAGAAGAGCAAGAGUACUUUGGAUGUCAACACCUAACAGAUUCUUGAGACCAGCCAACAAACCACAAACAGUGACUCUUUUCUGGCGUGGCCUCCGCAUCCUUCCCGAUGGAAGCAGAAACGGGGAGCAGCAUGGAGACUGGGAAGGUGGCCAACAGAGGCACUCGAAUUGCCCUGGUGGUGUUCAUCGGUAGCACCCUGGUGCUGGGCACCGUCCUCUUUCUAGUGAGUCAAGGUUUCUUAAGUCUCCAAGCUAAACAGGAGUACUGCCUGAAGCCAGAAUGCAUCGAAGCUGCUGCUGCCAUCUUGAGUAAAGUAAAUCCGUCUGUGGACCCUUGUGAUAAUUUUUUCCGGUUUGCUUGUGAUGGCUGGAUAAACAGUAAUCCAAUUCCUGAAGAUAUGCCAAGCUAUGGGGUUUAUCCUUGGCUGAGACAUAAUGUCGACCUCAAGUUGAAGGCACUUUUGGAGAAAUCGAUCAGUAGAAGGCGGGACAUCGAAGCCAUCCAGAAAGCCAAAGUCCUUUAUUCAUCUUGCAUGAAUGAGAAAGCGAUUGAAAAAGCAGAUGCCAAGCCAUUACUACACAUCCUGCGGCAUUCACCUUUUCGCUGGCCUGUGCUCGAGUCUAAUAUUGGUCCGGAAGGGGUUUGGUCAGAGAGAAAGUUCAGCCUUCUGCACACACUUGCAACGUUUCGUGGUCAAUACAGCAAUUCUGUGUUCAUCCGUUUGUAUGUGUCCCCCGAUGACAAGGCAUCCAAUGAACACAUCUUGAAGCUGGACCAAGCAACGCUCUCCCUAGCUGUGAGGGAAGACUACCUUGAUAACAGCACAGAAGCCAAGUCUUAUCGGGAUGCCCUUUACAAGUUCAUGGUGGAUACUGCCGUACUUUUGGGAGCUAAUAGCUCCCGAGCAGAGCAUGACAUGAAGUCGGUGCUUAGAUUAGAAAUUAAGAUAGCCGAGAUAAUGAUUCCACAUGAAAACCGAACCAGUGAAGCGAUGUACAACAAAAUGAACAUUUCCCAACUGAGUGCUAUGAUUCCCCAGUUUGACUGGCUCGGCUACAUCAAGAAGGUCAUCGAUGUCAGACUCUACCCUGACCUCAAAGACAUCAGCCCCUCAGAGAAUGUGGUUGUCCGCGUCCCGCAGUACUUUAAGGACCUGUUUAGGAUAUUAGGCUCUGAGAGGAAGAAGACUGUUGCCAACUAUUUGGUGUGGAGGAUGGUUUAUUCCAGAAUUCCAAACCUUAGCAGGCGCUUUCAGUAUAGGUGGCUGGAAUUCUCAAGGGUAAUCCAGGGGACCACAACUUUGUUGCCUCAGUGGGACAAAUGUGUAAACUUCAUCGAAAGCGCCCUCCCUUAUGUUGCUGGAAAAAUGUUUGUGGAUGUGCACUUCCAGGAAGAUAAGAAGGAGAUGAUGGAAGAAUUGAUUGAGGGUGUUCGCUGGGCCUUCAUUGACAUGCUGGAGAAAGAAAAUGAGUGGAUGGAUGCAGGGACCAAAAGGAAAGCUAAAGAAAAGGCAAGAGCUGUUUUGGCAAAAGUUGGCUAUCCUGAGUUUAUAAUGAAUGAUACUCAUGUUAAUGAAGACCUCAAAGCUAUCAAGUUUUCAGAAUCGGACUACUUUGGCAAUGUCCUGCAAACCCGCAAGUAUUUAGCACAGUCUGAUUUCUUCUGGCUGAGAAAAGCUGUUCCAAAAACAGAGUGGUUUACAAAUCCAACGACUGUCAAUGCCUUCUAUAGUGCAUCCACCAACCAGAUCCGAUUUCCAGCAGGAGAGCUCCAGAAGCCUUUCUUUUGGGGAACAGAAUAUCCUCGAUCUCUGAGUUAUGGUGCUAUAGGAGUAAUUGUUGGACACGAAUUUACACAUGGGUUUGAUAAUAAUGGUAGAAAAUAUGAUAAAAAUGGAAACCUGGAUCCUUGGUGGUCUCUUGACUCAGAAGAAAAGUUUAAGGAAAAAACAAAGUGCAUGGUAAACCAGUAUAGCAACUAUUACUGGAAGAAAGCUGGCCUACAUGUGAAGGGGAAGAGGACCCUGGGAGAAAAUAUUGCUGACAAUGGAGGUCUGCGGGAAGCUUUUAGGGCUUACAGGAAAUGGAUAAAUGACAAGAGGCAGGGAGUUGAGGAGCCUCUUCUACCAGGUAUCACAUUCACCAACAACCAGCUCUUCUUCCUGAGUUAUGCUCAUGUAAGGUGCAAUUCCUACAGACCAGAAGCUGCCCGAGAACAAGUUCAAAUUGGUGCUCACAGUCCACCUGAGUUUAGGGUCAAUGGUGCAAUUAGCAACUUUGAAGAAUUCCAGAAAGCUUUUAACUGUCCCUCCAAUUCCACGAUGAACAGAGGCGUGGACUCUUGCCGACUCUGGUAGCUGGACUGCUGGUUCGUGCCAUCCCGAGAGAGCUGUACAGUGCCAGCAGAGGCCGCACUGGGCAUGUAACGCCUGCUUCCUUUAGGCCUAUAUUCCCCGGAGGACUUUUAUUUUUAAUGCAUCUUCAUUAUUUUGGUGCUGCUUGGAUUUAAACAGUAUCUUUGUAAAGUUGUAAGGCUUAAAAAAGUGAAAUACAAGAAGUGAACGAAGUAUAUUUCUUUAGAAAACCAACCCGACAAAAAUAAAUCCCUGGGAUAUUUAGUUUUGUUAAAACGCUAUCUGCUAAAUUGUUGUCAUUGACCAUUUUAGUGCGUAAGCCAAAGCUAAAUGGUACAUAGCAUUUUAAUGUAUAGCUUUGCAGGGUCCUAAGUAGAAUGUACCCAGAAAAAUUUCAGUCUAUUAACUGUUAACCCUCAAUGAUGAGGACAUGUGCGUGGAUACCUGUGAGGCCUUCCUGUUCUGUGAAACGCGGUACUAGAUUUUAUGUAUUGUUGCUAUACAGCAUUUAUUAAAUCUAAGGCAGUUAAAUUUGAAAUAUGUUGUAUCUUCAUUUUACAAAUUUUUUAUUGAAGUUUUUGCCUUUAGCUUUAGAUUCUAUUGGGAUGAAAAUGGCCUCACGGCUUAUAUCUAAUGUAGCCAAUUGUCCUAUUCAAAUAAGCUUGAACAAAGCCAAGAUUAAGACGACUUGGUAAAGGACUUGAGUUUAUCAAACAGAAAAAAAAAAAAAGAAAGGAUACAUCUACAAGUCCUAGAAGAAGUCAAAACUCUUAGUCAUGUAACAGCAUGGACACCAGGAUAUGAAAUGUACAAAAUUUGAUGUCAUCUGCCCGAACCUCAGUGAUUACAUCUGUCUGCCAGACAUGUUUCUUUAGCCCGAUUUCUGUUUUUCUUGUUACCCUCCUAUAUGUGCAUUUUCCUGUUUCUAAAACUAGUAGGCACCAAGCAAAUGGUUUUCUGAUUUCCCGUUUGGCACAACAGGUUUCAUUCCAUUUUAGUGCAAAGGGCCAGGCCACACUGAGGAGGACACGAAGUGCCCUGCUGUUUGGGCACAGUUAAUGUUCCUUCUCUUUUAAAAAAAGCUUUUUGAAAAUUUGUUUGAUUGAAGACAUUUUAGAAUCUAUUGAUUAAAUGUCAAAUUCUCUACAUAGUUCAAAGGAACAAUUUUUACUCUUCCAGUCUGCUUCUAAAGAGACUGUAAGAAAGAGCAGUACCAUGGUUUUGAUCUGCAGAGCUUCAUCCUUUCAAGUGAACUCCUCCAACUCUUACUAGUGGGUGUAUGUGCGUGUGCACAUUCGGGCAGGAUACGAUCAAAAUGGCCUUAAAGUGGUUACCUGGCAUUUCCGGUUUCUUAUAAUAGCCAAGCCCCUUUAUAUUAUUCAUUGUGUAUGUGGUUCUGGAUUAAGUGGGCCAAUAGGCAAAUGUCAAAAGCAAAAUGACAAAUUCUGACUAACCAUAGGAAGUCAUUUUGCAUCCCUGUGAUUUGUCAUCCUUUUUUUUUUAAAUAUGUUUGUGCCACAUCCUUUUGUAACCAUGGGAACUUCUAAAGGGAGAAAAAUGCAGGGCACCAUCGUGAGGAAAAUGACUAUACUGCGUUAGUCAAAGGAGAAUGAUUUUCCCUUGACUUCUUCCUCUCCAAAUGGAUAAACUUCUGAAAGGCAGCUAUAUUUUCCUCCUUUUAACCAGAGUUUAAGAAUGACCUUAAUUUGUAAUUUUUUAAAACAAGCAUUAUUAGGUUAGGGGUUCUGGAAGCGUAUAUGCCUUUUCUCUGGAAAAAUCAUUCUCAUGUGUUUUUAACACACAAGAUACUCCUUGUUUUAUUCCUGCAUUCGGACAUUGAAAAUCAGCUGAGGUUUGUUAUGCUUACAUGCAAAGCACUUUCCUUCUAGAUUUGUGUUUUUUUUAAACUCCAAAUAAACCUAUUCCUGCAAAUCAGAGGAAGUGUUUGAUGAAAGUGUAGAAUUAUGACUUUAAAAAUGGGAAUUGUUCAGUCACUUGUUGGUUUAGGAAAAUUGGUUGGUGAUCACUUGGGGCCCUCAAAGUUUCUAAAUGAUGAGGCUACCUUGUCAUGAUUAACUUUACCUGAUAUAAUUCAGUUAUACUUCCAGUUAUAGAAAAGGUGGCCAUUAUUAAAACAAAGUGAAACCAAAGCAUUAAUAAAAAACCACGACUAGCUAGAACAAUUUUACUAGUAGGAUUGUGCUAAUGUAUGCUCAUGUUGAAGUUUUCAGAUUAUACUCUUAUCCCUUUUCUUUAAUACAGAUUGCUAAAAGAAGCAGAUACUGAUUAAGUGGUAGAGCGAAGAAGGCAAAACGCAACCAGACAGGAAGGAAAGAAGUAGGGAGAAGCUGGCCUCAGAAUGUGAUUCUGAAGAGAAGACAAGAUUUUGGCAGUCCUUGCUAAGCACAUCCACUGGAGGAGAGCCAUAAAGUUUUACAAAAAUAAUUAUGGUAAAUUAAAAGGAAAUUAGACAUUGGAUCUCAGGCUAGGACUGUCAUACCACACAUCUCUGAUUCAUAUACCAGAUGUUCUGCCAGUGAACUCUUAUCUGGGCAUUGGAAAGCAUUAGCUUUUUGUAAAAUUCUCCUGGAUUAGUCAAGGAUUUUAUGUACAUAAAGUGGUAUCGUUUGGACUUAUCACUAUUGCCCAAAGUUAGUUGAGCUUUUCACCACACAGCAUUGGCCUCCAAUUUCCAUUUUUUCCUUUUAUGAGAUGGACUUGGACAGGAUUAAUGCAACUCAAGAUUCAUAAAUUAUCCUGAAGUUUAUUCAGUUCCUUUCCUCAAUGGAGCUUAAAGUGGAGCACAUGAAUUUUAUCUUAUUUAGCCCUGGAGCAUUGCUAAGAAGUAGGAGCGAUGGCUUGCCAUACAGGUUAUGCUCGUGCCAGAGGAAUAGAGGGGUUUGAAAUCACUUGUCAGGCAUCCCAGAGCCAAGAAGAUCAGAGUUUGUGUUGGGCUGCUGACCUUGGCAUGAACCUUCAUCCCUUAGAUUAUGUGUCUCUAAAUACAUUUAUUCCAUCAGUAUUUCUAUAAUCUCAGAAUUUGAUAAGCUUCUUCCUUGGUAUUUUUAGCAUAAUAUCUCAGUUACAUAUUAAAUUAUAGAAAAAUAUAUGGUUAUGUCAUGCAGCAACGUUCUCAUUGCCAGUGGUGGUGUCACCCUGGUUUAAAGAGAGGUGAUCUUGUGUUAUGCAUUAUACAUCUGGAGGGUCAUUGUAUUUUCUUCCCCUGCUUGUGAAACAGUAUGAACAAUCAC